CGCCCCUAAGGGGCGCGUCCUGGCGCAGCCGGCGGGGCGGGAUCGGGGCUGCCGGCGGCUCGCUCGGCUCUGCUCCGCCCGUGGCAUCGCUCCCGGGGCUCGAACCUCGCUCCCGGGGCUCGAACCCCGCUCGGUGCUCCCUUCCCCACGCCGUCUGACUGCGCUGCCGGAGGUGGAACCUCUCCGCAGCUCCCUGGGCGAGGCGAGGCUGGAGAGACGGGGACGGAGUCGCUGUGAAGAAGCGGAGCGAACGGAGGAGGGCCGGGAUGAAAUUCAUCGCUGCUUGUUACGUGCUGCCUCUCUUCCCUGCUCUGGUCUUUAGCACUAGACAGGGCUAUGAAGAACUGGAAAGACAGCUGAAAGAAGUCUUUAAGGAGAGGAGCAAUAUACUUCAUCAACUGUCAAAGACUUCUAAAGAACUUCAGGGAAUUAAAGUAAACCUUCAGUCUUUAAAAGAUGAUGAAGCAUCAACCAAAAAUAAUGUACAGAAACUUCUGGAACUGGGCCAAAACCAAAGGGAAAUGAAAUCUCUCCAGGAAGCUUUUCAAAAGCAGCUUAAUGAGGCAGCUGAGAAAGCAGAGAAGCAGCAGGCUACCAUUAACUUUUUGAAGACUGAAAUGGAAAGGAAGAGCAAAAUGAUACGAGACCUCCAAAACGAGAACAAAAGCCUCAAAAACAAGCUCUUGUCAGGAAACAAGCUUUGUGGUAUGCACGCAGAAGAGUCAAAAAAGAUUCAAGCCCAGCUGAAAGAGCUUCGUUACGGGAAAAAGGAUUUGAUUUUUAAGGCACAACAGCUAACAGAUCUGGAGCAAAAACUAUCAGUUGCAAAAGACAAACUGGAAAACGCAGCCCUCGACAAAGAGUCACAGCUGAAAGCUCUGAAGGACACUGUGCAGCUUUGCCUGUCUUCUGUUCUGCGCAGUGAGCCUCCAGCAAUGAAUCUUAUCUCUUCAAAACCAGCUGAGAAGCUGACUUCCUCAAAUGCAAAGGGCUCCAAAGCUCCAUUUCAAGUGACAAGCACCAAGGUCUGGCAAAAUGUCUCAGCAGGGAAAGAGAAUUUUCAUGUGGCCUUGAAAAAGGAAGAAAAUCAAAGCACCCAGGAGUGUGAUUCUCAAGAUGUUGCCAAGACAUGUUCGGGGAAUCGUAAUGAUUCAACAUCUCGUUUGAAAGCAGCAGAAACAGGGACAAGCUUUCAGAAGUUUCACAGCCCUCCAUGGACUGCACCUGAAGAUAAAAAAUCACCUGAAAAAAAGGAGAAAAAAUACGAAGAAUCAGUUAGUACACCAGAAAAAAAACUCUAAAUGCUACUAAUCUACAUUGAAAAAUGCCAAUCACUUCCAUACUCAUGUUCUGUUAGCACAAAGGCAUGAAAUGUCCCAGGUUUCUAAAGCAUGGAUUUUUCACAAUUUUAUGAAUGUCUGUAAAUUAGUCUAGAACAGACCAAUUAGUACCUUACAGCAAUAAUCCAAAAUGGAUGUUUGAAGAAAUGCUUUGUAAUGCAGUCCAGUUUCUGAAUUCUUGUCCUACCUUAUCAGUAAUUGUAUACUAUAAAUUACCUUCUUUGUAAACAACAGUCAUUCUCAAGUAUAUUUCUCAGUCUGUUUUAUUUCAUGUAAUUUUGUGGCACAUUAGGUUCUAAUAUAAAGGGGCAGUAAGUGUGUGUAGGGGGGAAGAUAACUGUGUAACCACAUUUGAAGUACAAUCCUUAAGUGCAACUGUAAAAAGAGAACUGUGUGCAUGGGGGUCCAUGUAUACUUACCUUUUAGUAAUUCCAUCUCCAAUCUACUUACUUACACAAUAAAAUAUGUUUAUUUUGUUCUUUUUUUCCUCA
Motacilla alba alba is the source of this 1831-nucleotide messenger RNA. It is a transcript of the gene LUZP2, whose product is annotated as leucine zipper protein 2. The record is from RefSeq and is a predicted model, not a curated record. The transcript is spliced from 12 exons. NCBI's taxonomy places the organism in Eukaryota, Metazoa, Chordata, Aves, Passeriformes, Motacillidae. The coding region runs from base 267 to 1301 and encodes 344 amino acids.